UGAUUUUAUUUCCCUUUUCUUUUCACUCUAACUAGUAGCAGGAGCUACUGCCAUGCUUCAGAAAGAUUAUGUUUGAAUACAGACUAAAUCAGCGCAGACCCUUGACUGGCUUAAUCUUUGCUUGCAAAUGACAAUGCAGUGAAACCAAAGGGGAAAAAAAUUACUUCUUUUCCUGUUGGAAACCUAAUAAGUAGUUAGUCUGACCCAGUUUUCAAUAAGAGAGAUUUUCUGAUGACCCGACAGUAGUGACUAUCUGUAGUCAAAGAAAGGAGGAUGAAUUUAAUCUUUCAUGCCACUGGAAUGGCAGCUGCUCUCAGUGCUCUCUGAUUCUGUGAAGGAUGAUGAAGAUAGAGCUGGCUUUCAAUGUGGGGAGAAUUUUCCUUUUGAAUAUUCCAAACGGGAGCUUUGCACAUGUGCCUCAAGAACUAAUUGUCUAGGUUCCGUCAGGAAUGCAGCAGGAGAGGAGCGUAUUUCAUGCUUAAGACCAGAGAGGAGCCACGCAGUACUCAGUGGAUAACAGGCUUGCAGUCCCAGCUGGGAAAAAAGAGUCCCAUUAUCUCCCAGCUGCAUAGACAUUCCAUACGGCUUGGUUCUGCCUGGAUGCACGGCAUGCCUGGCUGAGGGCUUGAAACAGAGUUCUGCAGAAAAAUUGUAAAGAUCCUGAGACAUUUCCCUGGUUAAGAUCUACUCUUAAAAUACAGACUAGAAGAUAGACUUUUUAUUCCUGCUGAUUAUAUGGAAGAAAUUUUUGACCUCAUAAAGUGGAGAUGAGGUUGCUAUGGAAACUGGUAAUUCUGCUGCCACUCAUAAACUCUUGUGCAGGAGAAGGCUGGUGGAGCCGACCUAUUUUUACCCAGGAGCCACAAGAUGUCAUUUUUCCUUUGGAUUUAUCACGAUCUGAAAUCAUCCUGAAUUGUGCUGCUAAUGGUUACCCUUCACCCCAUUAUAGGUGGAAGCAAAAUGGUUCCGAGAUUGAUUUUACCAGGAAUUAUCGCUACAAGCUGGAUGGAGGCAGAUUGGCCAUUAGUAGCCCACGCACAGGUGAAGAUAUUGGCACAUACCAGUGCCUGGCCACCAAUCUCUUGGGUACAAUUCUGAGUCGGAAGGCGAAACUCCAGUUUGCAUAUAUUGAAGACUUUGAAACCAAAACAAGAAGCACAGUGUCUGUUCGAGAAGGUCAAGGCGUAGUGCUUCUCUGUGGGCCACCACCACAUUUUGGAGAUUUAUCUUAUGCAUGGACCUUCAAUGAUAACCCUCUUUAUGUCCAAGAAGACAACAGGCGGUUUGUAUCUCAAGAGACAGGAAACUUGUACAUCGCCAAAGUAGAACCAUCAGAUGUAGGCAACUACACUUGCUUUGUAACAAACAAGGAGGCCCAAAGAAGUGUUCAAGGUCCACCCACUCCUUUAGUGCAGCGCACUGAUGGUGUGAUGGGGGAAUAUGAACCAAAGAUUGAAGUGCGUUUUCCUGAAACUAUACAAGCUGCAAAGGAUUCAUCUGUAAAACUGGAAUGCUUUGCCCUUGGCAAUCCAGUACCUGAUAUUAGUUGGAGAAGGUUGGAUGGAAGCCCAUUGCCAAGGAAAAUCAAGUACAGCAAAUCCCAAGCUAUCCUUGAAAUCCCGAACUUUCAACAGGAGGAUGAAGGCUUCUAUGAGUGCCUUGCAGGAAACCUUCGAGGAAGAAACCUUGCAAAGGGUCAACUCAUUUUCUAUGCCCCUCCAGAGUGGGAACACAAAAUCCAAAAUACAUAUCUCUCUAUCUAUGACAAUUUGUAUUGGGAAUGCAAAGCUAGUGGAAAACCAAAUCCUUGGUACACAUGGCUAAAAAAUGGUGAACGCCUCAACUCAGAGGAGAGAAUUCAAAUAGAAAAUGGGACACUCACCAUAACGAUACUGAAUGUGUCAGAUUCUGGUGUCUACCAAUGUGCUGCAGAAAACAAAUAUCAGAUAAUUUAUGCUAAUGCAGAAUUGAGAGUAUUAGCCUCUGCUCCGGAUUUCUCCAAAAGUCCUAUCAAAAAAAUUUCUAUUGUUCAAAUUGGUGGGGAUAUUUCUAUUGAAUGUAAACCAAAUGCUUUUCCCAGAGCAGCUAUCUCAUGGAAAAGAGGAUCAGAGAGCCUGAGACAAAGUAAAAGAGUAUUUCUCUUGGAGGAUGGAAGCCUCAAGAUACAUAAUGUUACCAGAUCAGAUGCUGGGCCAUAUACAUGUAUAGCAACAAAUCAGUUUGGCAUUGCAAAGAACACUGGCAGUCUCAUCGUAAAAGAGAGGACUAUUAUUACUGUCCCACCUUCUAAAAUGGAUGUCACAGUUGGUGAGAGUAUUGUCCUACCUUGCCAAGUGUCCCAUGACCCCUCCAUUGAAGUUGUAUUUGCAUGGUCUUUCAAUGGAAAUAUCAUAGACUUACAAAAACAAGUGGCUCAUUUUGAAAAGAUUGGAGGAGAAUCUGUUGGGGAUUUGAUGAUAAGGAAUAUUCAGUUAAGUCAUUCAGGAAAAUAUCUCUGCACAGUACGAACAACUCUAGAACGUUUAUCUGCUGUUGCUGACAUCAUUGUUAGAGGUCCCCCAGGUCCCCCAGAGGAUGUGAGAGUGGAGCACAUUUCCAGCACUACCUCUCAGAUAAGCUGGAGACCAGGCCCUGACAAUAACAGUCCCAUUCAGAUAUUUACUGUGCAGACUCGGACACCGUUUUCUGUGGGUUGGCAAGCUGUUGCGACAGGUGACACAGUCCCAGAAAUUCUCAAUGGUCAGACAUACAAUGCAACAGUGGUUGGUUUGAGUUCUUGGGUGGAGUAUGAAUUUCGUGUUGUUGCCGGUAACAGCAUUGGGAUUGGAGAACCAAGUAAACCAUCAAAACUGUUAAGAACUAAAGCAUCAGUUCCUGUCCUGGCACCGGUAAACAUCAAUGGAGGUGGAGGAGGUCGAUAUGAGCUCGUCAUUACGUGGGAGUCAAUUCCAGAAGAACUACAGAAUGGAGAAGGAUUUGGAUAUAUCGUCAUGUUCCGGCCCGUUGGUUCUACAGCUUGGACCAAGGAAAGAGUACCACUUGUAGAAUCAUCAAAGUUUGUUUACAGAAAUGAAAGCAUCAUGCCUCUCUCUCCCUUUGAAGUCAAAGUAGGUGUAUACAAUAAUGAAGGAGAAGGACCCCUGAGUACCGUGUCCAUUGUCUACUCUGGAGAAGAUGAACCUCAGUUGGCCCCAAGAGGAACAUCUUUGCAGAGUUUCUCUGCUUCUGAAAUGGAAGUUUCUUGGAAUGCUAUUGCCUGGAAUAGAAACACUGGAAGAGUGUUGGGCUAUGAGGUAUUAUACUGGACUGAUGACUCCAAGGAAUCCAUAAUUGGUAAAAUUAGAGUCAGUGGAAAUGUUACAAACAAAAGCAUCACAGGGCUGAAAGCUAAUACAGUUUACUUUGCUUCUGUGAGAGCUUACAACACUGCUGGAACAGGGCCCUCAAGCCUCCCAGUCAAUGUCACCACCAAAAAGUCUCCUCCAAGCCAACCACCAGCAAACAUUGCCUGGAAGCUGUCAAACUCUAAAUUGUGCUUGAACUGGGAGCAUGUAAAAACUAUGGAAAAUGAGUCUGAGGUUUUGGGCUACAAGAUUCUGUAUCGGCAAAACAGACAGAGUAAAACUCAUAUUUUGGAAACAAAUAAUACAUCAGCUGAACUGCUGGUUCCAUUUGAAGAAGACUACUUGAUUGAAAUAAGAACUGUCAGUGAUGGUGGAGAUGGAAGCAGCAGUGAGGAGAUUAGGAUUCCAAAAAUGUCAAGUUUGAGUUCAAGAGGAAUUCACAUCUUAGAACCUACUGCCCAUUUCCUGCCAGUUGUUGUUGUGACUUUUUACUGUUUUGCUAUUGAUCCACUUAUAAGAUGAAUAAAACCAUAAAUCUACAGAAGUUUUCUGAAAGCAAAUCAUUCUUUAAAUAUGCUGUCCAACCUCUGUCACAAGGCACAUUCUUAAUACAGACUUGUUUGGAAAGAAAAAAAUGUAUAUUAUUAAGAUCUUGUAAAUAUCUGUGGUACAUUAAUAAAACAAUUUUAAACACUUUUGAA
Messenger RNA from Heterocephalus glaber (naked mole-rat), 4045 nucleotides. It is a transcript of the gene Cntn6, whose product is annotated as contactin 6. Gene Ontology annotation, cellular component: axon; plasma membrane. NCBI's taxonomy places the organism in Eukaryota, Metazoa, Chordata, Mammalia, Rodentia, Bathyergidae. Gene Ontology annotation, molecular function: cell-cell adhesion mediator activity. Gene Ontology annotation, biological process: axon guidance; brain development; cell-cell adhesion. The record is from RefSeq and is a predicted model, not a curated record.